AUGGUUAUGAUUGAUAGUGGCCUUAUAUUCUUCUAUGAUUGUAAGGCAUGUGGUAGUGAUUCAGCGUAUAUUGUUUGAGAGUCAGAUUUUCAAGGAUAUAUGAUACAAUAUGACGCUGAAACAGGCUCAUUUGGUAAUAACACAGUAAUCCCAAUUAAUAAAAAGACUGAUUCGUCUAUCAGUAGUCAAUUUAGAGAACUCUGUGCCUCUCUAAGGCAAUUUAAAGACGCAGUAGUCUUUGAGGAACUUCCACAAGCAAGAUUUUAUAAUGCUUGGAUUAAAGGUCAAAAUAAUGCAUUAAACACCAUUUUUGCGUGCUGUUAUUAUGAUUGUCCUGAAAAGAAAUCUACCUGGCUUAUAUACAUGAAAAGCUAUUAUGCAAGAGGUCUUGAUUAUACUGUGAAAAGCAAGUGGGAAAUAAUUCCUACUUAUCAAGGAGAACACUUAUACAAGCAAGAGUACUACAGUUCUUAUGAUUCUGCUAACAAAAUCGGGUCAUGUAUUGACAGCCGUGGACAUUUGAUACCACUAACUUUUCAAAAUUAUGUAUGCUAUAUGGUAGCGCACGAUUUUUUAAAUCAUUAUGCUGUAGAAGGUUUAGCGGAACCGAGAAGUAAAGAUAAAACUGCAAUUGUAAAUAUGGGAAGGUUCAGCGGAGCGAAAUUAAGUAUCAUGAAUAAGCUGUCAUGUACCAAUACCUUUCAACUGCAAGCAAGUUUUCUUCCAAUAAAAUUACAAAGCAGUAGUGAAUGUUUCAUUUAUGUAAUGAUGAAUUAUUCAUAUGGUUAUGAAUGCUGCUGUUAUGGCUACGAUGCUGCUGCUUGCCAAGACAAACUUGUGCAAGCAAUUGACAUAGGCAAAGAUAGUGAUAAGGAUUCUACAUCAAAAAUAGUAUGUGCUUAUAGAAACUCUUCGGAAAUAUCUGGAAAUGGCUUACAAUAUCACACAACUGUUGAUGAUUUUCUAAAGAACAGCAAGCAGUCGACGAUGUGUCAACUGUAUGUAUUCAGAAUAAGCUCUACUCCAUUAUUCUCUCGUAGUGAAUUUGAAGUAUCAGAUUUAGCAGAUCGAACUUUUUUCCGAAUUAAAUCUGAGCAUUCAACUCUUCAUUUAAACGUCAGCGCUCUACUUCCUAGUAAUAACGCUGAGUUUAUGAAGUCGAAAAGAAUAACUUGGAAAAGUUAUAAUCACGACGCAAGAAUUUAUUUUGCAUAUAAAUUUACGUGUUCACACAUGCAUGUUUGGGAUGCUCGCGAAAGCUCCAUUCUCUCAUUUCGCUGUGCAGAACUCCUACGUGGAGCACUGUCUCCGAUUGAUUUCACUUAUGCAUUAUUAAAGACAGAGAACUGUCGAUUUGCGGAUGUCUUUCUAAACGUACCAUAUAUGGCAACACGAGAAUGCAAAUAUUUUCCAACACAACGACAUAUUUUUAACAGCGUUAAAGCACGAUUUCCCAUCAGAUUGAUUGCUUGUAGAUGCUCUACCAAUUCAACAGCAGAGGCUUGUGAUACUGCUAAUGAACCAAUUGAAAUGGAAUGGGUAAAUGGGCAUGCUUGUGGUAAUUACGAGAAAGAUAAACUGAAUUUUAUCGAAGAAAACGUUACCAAUAACUGGGUGACUCCGUUUUGCUAUACACAAAUAUGGGUAUAUAAUAGAGGUGCAGGAAUUAUGUACAAGACCAAAGGUUCCUCAUUACAGCAUUUGUAUGAGUUGCAAAACAAAUUUAUGUCUGACACAUUAUUGUAUAUUACGCAUGCUCUAAGUGGUGAUGUCUGGUCCAAUUGCUAUUUGAGUGAAGGUGGGGCCAUUUGCCUGUGUCAUGAAUUGGAUAUUGAACUGUCAGAAGACGUUUGCAAUGGAAUGUCCAAGAGAUAUCAUGCCCUCUCCUUUGCUUACUAUGACAUAUUAGCUUCUUCCGUCUGGCGUUAUGAAAGAAAUCCUUUUGCUUCACUGACUGAUCAAAAAAAGUCACCCAAAACUUGCAUGUUACCGUUGGUAUUUGCUAGUAUUGAAGUGAAAGGAAAUGAAGCUGUUAUGUGGAGUGAUUGUGCAUACCAAACUAAAAGUAUACAAGAUGAUAACACAAUCGAAUUGAUGUACUGCACAGAGUACCUUGUGAUGGAUGAAUGUAUGGUACGCGUGUAUCAUGCAGAAACAACCGAGCAAUAUUUAGUUUGCUGCUGCUCAAACUGUGAUCUCACAAGUGCUUUCAUUGCUCGAUUACAUCACAGAAUGUUGGAACAGAUCGAACGUGAUAGUCGCUUGAAGGAUUGA
Messenger RNA from Thelazia callipaeda (thelaziosis nematode), 2274 nucleotides. Lineage: Eukaryota; Metazoa; Nematoda; Chromadorea; Rhabditida; Thelaziidae. The record is from the annotation of a GenBank genome assembly.